This is a messenger RNA of Gilbertella persicaria, 1062 nucleotides long. RefSeq names its product glycosyl-transferase for dystroglycan-domain-containing protein. NCBI's taxonomy places the organism in Eukaryota, Fungi, Mucoromycota, Mucoromycetes, Mucorales, Choanephoraceae. The record is from RefSeq and is a predicted model, not a curated record. Gene Ontology annotation, molecular function: glucuronosyltransferase activity; xylosyltransferase activity. The coding region runs from base 1 to 1062 and encodes 353 amino acids. The transcript is spliced from 3 exons. Gene Ontology annotation, biological process: protein O-linked glycosylation via mannose.
AUGGGUCUAGAUAACGUUACGCCCUAUUAUUUUAAAGCAUCCCAUAUAAUGAAAGCACAAGAUAUCACUCUGGCCACGUUAGUUACUCGUAAUCGAUUCCAUGUGUUAAGUAGAUUAGCCACUAACUAUCAAGGUCCUAUCUCUGCUGCUAUCCAUGUUUUGGAUGAUGACGAAAAACUUAUUACCAUGAAGGAACUAGGCAAAAUUUAUAUUUCAAACCCAGAUAUGCAAAAAUUUGUUGAUGUCCAUCUCAUUAUUGACAAAUACGAUCGACAAUUUAACAUGUGGCGAAACAUUGCCAAACUAUUUACUCGUACAGACUAUUUGAUGAUGCUUGAUGUUGAUUUCCAUCUCUGUACUGAUUUCCGUAAGACUAUUUUCAAUGACCCCAAGUUGACAAACAUGUUGGCUUCCGGAAAGACAGCCAUUGUUGUGCCUGCCUUUGAAUACCUAAACCAAAAAGAUGGUAUGGACUGGCGUACAUUCCCUACUAAAAAGAGCCAAGUGAUCAAACAAGUCAAGUCAAACAAACUCGAUAGUUUCCAUAGCUCCUGGGUCUCCGGUCAUGGUGCUACCAACUACACAUAUUGGUACACCGCUACGGAGAUGUAUCCUGUCACUCAAUACGAAUAUUCAUAUGAACCUUAUAUCAUCUACAAGAAAGAAGGAACUCCCUGGUGCGAUGAACGGUUUAUUGGCUAUGGUGCCAACAAGGCUGCUUGUCUUUAUGAAAUCUUUAUUUCUGGCGUUGAUUACUGGGUGCUUCCAAAUGACUUUUUAAUCCACCAAUCUCAUAAAUAUGCCAACCAUGACCGUACGAGAGAACGUGUUCACAACAAGAGUCUGUACGAUAACUUUAGAACUGAAAUCUGUCUCCGUUAUUCAAGAAAAUACGUAAUUGAAGACACUUGGUACACACCAGCAGCAGAUAACAUGAAGAAGGUGUGUACAGAUAUCCCCAAAUGGAAAUACUUGUCUGGGAUCUCAAAAGAACAAAGACUGAAAGAUUUAGCUGAAGAAGAAGCUAGAAAGCGACAACAAGAAAUCACUGCUACUAUUUAG